AUGACUAAAGAAAACCAGACUCUGCCUGAAUUCCUCCUUUUGGGAUUUUCUGACCUCAAGUCCCUGCAGAGGCCACUCUUCUGGUUGGUGCUUCUGGUCUACCUAACCACGUUGCUGGGGAACUCUCUGAUUGUCCUCCUCACAAAGACCUGCCCAGCCCUGCACACCCCCAUGUAUUUCUUUCUACGCCACCUCUCUUUAGUCGAACUCCUCUACACCACUGACAUCGUGCCCAGGACCUUGGCAGGCUUGGUUUCUCCAUACCCCCAGCCCAUCUCCUUCCAGGGCUGUGUGGCCCAGAUGUACAUAUUCAUCGUCCUGGGCAUCUCUGAGUGCUGCCUGCUUACAGCCAUGGCCUAUGACCGCUAUGCCGCCAUCUGCCGCCCAUUACACUACUCCACCCUCAUGAACUGGAAGGCCUGUGCAGUCAUGGUGGGAACCUCCUGGCUCAUGGGCAUCAUCACGGCCACUACCCAUUCUUCUCUCAUCUUCACAUUGCCUUUCCCCAGCCACCCCAUCGUCCCCCACUUCCUCUGCGACAUCCUUCCCGUCCUUCGGCUGGCAAGUGCCGGCAAGCACAGAAGCGAAAUUUCUGUGAUGACUGCCACAGUUGUCUUCAUCAUGAUUCCCUUUUCCCUCAUAGUUACUUCUUAUGCCCGCAUCCUCAGUGCCAUCCUAGCCAUGGCCUCCACACAGAGCCGCCGCAAAGUCUUCUCUACCUGUUCCUCCCACCUUCUUGUGGUUGGCCUCUUCUUUGGCACUGCCAGCAUCACCUACAUCAGGCCCAGGGCAGGCUCCUCUGUCACCACAGAUCGCAUCCUCAGCCUUUUCUACACAGUCGUCACCCCCAUGCUCAACCCCAUCAUUUACACACUCCGAAACAAGGAGGUCACAGGGGCUCUAAGGCACAUUAUGAUCAAACAGGUACCCUCACCCUGA
Molecule: messenger RNA, 939 nt
Organism: Suncus etruscus (white-toothed pygmy shrew)
Lineage: Eukaryota; Metazoa; Chordata; Mammalia; Eulipotyphla; Soricidae
Product: olfactory receptor 10P1
Exons: 1
Coding region: 1-939 (312 amino acids)
Biological process (GO): G protein-coupled receptor signaling pathway
Cellular component (GO): membrane
Molecular function (GO): olfactory receptor activity; G protein-coupled receptor activity
Source: RefSeq, a predicted model, not a curated record